Molecule: messenger RNA, 3872 nt
Organism: Chanos chanos (milkfish)
Lineage: Eukaryota; Metazoa; Chordata; Actinopteri; Gonorynchiformes; Chanidae
Gene: ncoa7b
Product: nuclear receptor coactivator 7b
Exons: 16
Coding region: 508-3045 (845 amino acids)
Biological process (GO): regulation of transcription by RNA polymerase II; response to oxidative stress
Cellular component (GO): nucleus
Source: RefSeq, a predicted model, not a curated record
AUCCGACAUAUGGGAAAAAUAGAUGUUGCUCAAAAUAAAAAAGAGGCUGAAAUGUGAGGCAGGUAUCAUAGCUUUGGAUAAAAAGUGAAGACAGCGGCAUCUCCAAAACAAGCCUCACGGAAUAGAAACGCUACCUGCUGAGAUUACUACAAAUGCGCUGAUGUUUACUGAAUUGUUUUGAUUCUUUCAUGCCAAGUGCAGCAUUAGUGAUCCUGCUAUGACACAAGCUAACGUUAGCUAGCCACUUUCAGCGUGAACCUUGAUCUGGGCUGAAACAACGAUUUCUUUAAUCCUGCAGUGAAUUAAUUCUUUGUCUUACUAAAAUAUCAAACGACAAAUUUCGAAUAAAAGGCGGCCUAAAUAUAUAUUUGGAUCAUUCACGCUAUGGGAGUAUGUCUUAUGAUGUGCUAGGAAAUACAACACUGGGACCACUGUGAGGAGAGGGACAGGAACAUCGUCUGGACCUGUGGAGUGUUUGCACCUGUAUCCUAAACCUUCAUAGCCCCCAUGGAGAAAAGGGAGAAAAGACCAGGCUACUUUGCAAGGCUGAAGAAAAAAAGACAGAUCAAGCACAGCCAAUCAGAGAAAUUAGUGAUUGAACAGAACCAGUCGGCUGUAGUCUCAAAAGAGUCAGUCAUCUGUGCACCCGCCUCCACCGUCGAAAUUCAGGAGAAGAAUGUGGAGAAAGAGACGCUGAGGAAAAACAGUCAAAUCCAGAAUGAGAAAGCAGAGGAAAGCUGCAACUCCAGCAGCCAAACGAAAAAAGAGAAGAGGAGACCUCCAGGCACCGUGGAGUACACAGUUGGACCUAAUGACACUCUGAACAGCAUCGCCCUGAAGUUCAACAUCACCCCAAAUAAACUGGUUCAGCUCAACCGCCUCUACUCCCGCAGCGUUGUACCCGGACAGAGGCUGUUUGUCCCUGAUGUGGGCCAAUCAGAGUCUGGCUCCCAGGUCACUGGGUCUUCGGACCAAGCCGCCACUGAAUCAUCAGAGAAGGAGUCCCAGGAUGGGGAGAUGUCCAACAGAGCAGGCAAACCACUGAGAAGGCAAAUGUCUCCCCUCUCUGAGGAUGAGGGGCCCGCUACUGUGAAAUUCAUUAAGAUGAGCUGCAAGUACUUCACCGAUGGCAUGGGGGUGGUAGGCGGGGUGAUGAUUGUAACGCCCAAUAACAUCAUGUUCGACCCGCACAAGUCGGACCCGUUGGUGAUAGAACACGGCUGUGAGGAGUACGGGCUCAUCUGCCCCAUGGAGGAGGUGCUCUCCGUAGCACUGUACGACGAUGUAUCCCGCAUGAAACUGAAAGACGCGCUCCCAUCAGACCUACCCCAGGAUCUGUGUCCCUUGUACAGGCCUGGAGAGUGGGAGGAGCUCCCCUCUGAGCGUGACCUCAAUCCGUUCAGUCGUUACGAGGCCAUGCCCAGCCGCCCAAUCAUACUGGACGAGGCAGAGUUUGAGGCGGGAGAAUGCCGCCCGUCCGACAAGUCUCCGUCUGACGAGGGUUUCACCGAGCUGGAAAUGCUACAGAAUGACUCAGGUGCUGAGAGCGCAAAUUCAGAUGCCAAACAGAGCCAAGUUCCACCCCAUGGUCCUACUGGUCAUGAAUUAAAGGAGGCAACACAGCAAUAUCAAAGCAAUAUCGCCGAACAGAGGGGAAAGAAGAAAGAGUCGUUCUCCGAGGUCUUACCAGAGAAAGAGAUAAAGAGGGAGGAGAAGGAGGAAGAUGAAGGGCUUAAUAAUAAUCAUGCCAGUGAAGAGAGUCCAGAGGUGCUGUUAAUACCAGUUUCAGCUGAUGCAGAGCCAGCAAGCGCAAUGCAGGCUGGGGUGCGGAGUGGUGAUGGGGAGCACCCUGUUGCCAAGGACGUGAACGCAGCCAAAGAAGACAGGGAAGCCAGUGGGUUAGAGAGUGAAAUCUCUGAGACCACAAGUGCAUCAGGGGACCAAAAAGGGAAGCUGAGCCUCGGGGGCAUGGCCGGAGAUUCCGGGAAAUGCAGCCCGUCAGGACAAAACCCAGAUGAGGCCGUGGAGACAAGUGAACCAAACUCUGAGGAGGAGCUGACUGAAGAGGAGAAACGGAGGCGGGCCAAUGAGGCUGAAAUGAAGUCAUGGCUGCUGAAAAGGAUGCAGGCACCAAUAGAAGACAUGCUGCUAUCCACAGAGGAAAAGAGCAAGACACCUCCCAUGUUCCUCUGCUUUAAGGUGGGCAAGCCUAUGAAGAAGUCCUUCGCCAUUGGGCAGACCUCAAGCCCCGCCCACUCAUUUGGUGGGCGGGGAAAGCAGCUGGAGUACUGGUUUGCUGUGCCACAGGAGAGGGUGGACCAUCUUUACUCAUUCUUCAUACAGUGGUCGCCUGAUGUCUAUGGCAAAGAUGCACAGGAGCAAGGCUUUGUUGUUGUGGAGAAAGAUGAACUUGACAUGAUUGACAACUUCUUCAGUGACCCAGUGCCCAGGAGCUGGGAGAUCAUCACCAUUAAUGAGGCAAAGAGAAGACAGAGUUUUGGCAGUUUUGAGGAUGAGGAGUCUAUGGAUGUGCUACCUGUGCUGAGUGACUCUAGUGCACUUAUGGAGGACACACAUGUUGAGAAGCUUGCUGCUCGACUGCCGGCCCGAGUUCAGGGGUAUCCAUGGAGACUGGUCUACAGUACUGUGGUCCAUGGGACAAGCCUGAAGACCAUGUAUAGGAACCUCAGUGAACUGGAAUGCCCUGUGCUUUUGGUCAUCAAAGACAUGGACAACCAGCUGUUCGGAGCCUUCUCCACUCACCCAUUCAGAGUGAGUGAACACUACUACGGCACUGGGGAGGCCUUUCUCUAUACCUUCAACCCUGAGAUCAAGGUGUUUCGUUGGACUGGUGAAAAUUCAUAUUUUGUGAAGGGAAACCUAGACUCUCUCCAGAUGGGAGGUGGAGGGGGACAAAUUGGUCUGUGGUUAGAUGCUGACUUGUAUCAUGGCACCACCUCCAAAUGCUCUACCUUCAACAACCAACCACUCUCUUCACAACAGGACUUUACUGUCCAAAACCUGGAGGUCUGGGCAUUUGAAUGAAGACACAUGCAUACAUACAUACAUACAUACUUGGACACAUACACACACAAAUGUACACAUGCUCCCAACCUCACUUACACGCUGUGAUAAAUAUAUAAAUACGCGUUACUAUCCAGCUCACAGCACUGAAACACACAUUACGGUUUGACUGUGUAAAGUUGGUCGCCGGAUAGCUUAGCCCAGGGCGUUUCCUGGUCCAACUUGCUCUUACUGCACUAAGUGCGGUUGCACGGGUCUACUGGAUUUAACUCUACGUACAGGUUUGCCUGGUUUAAUCUGGUCUGACCUUGUGUUUGUUGUGUGGUAUAAUGCGUUCUCGACGGAAUGGCAUGGAUGAGGCUGGUUUUGGCUGACAGCGCUUUUCUCUGCCGGGCUGAGUGUGUUCUGACUUUGUAGAAAUGGUGAAAGCUACGGGCUGCUUGUUUGUGUCCUGCUAUGACUGCCUUAACCCGCCGUGCCACCCACAGCUUUCCCAGAAUGCAAUACUAACCAUAGACACUCAACCCCACAUCUUAAAUGAAAGCACUACACAUUAGCUGUGACAGCGGGAGACUAAAUGAGAACUGUAUUAGAGAACCUGAGGGAAUUUCAGAGCUGAAGUGAGUGAAUUUUGUCCCAUCAGCUUUGAUCUACGUUUUCCUUUGUUUCUUACUUGUUCGUUUACUUUUGUAAUGGUUAUGGUCCCAGAGGAAUAGACAAGAGACCACCAGAGGGAGGUUGGAGACUGGAACGAGGUGGUCCAUACUUAAAAACAUUCCACGUCCUUGAACGCAGUCCAGCUUUUAGAUUGAAAAGGGAAGACUGAAUGCCAGUGUGCUGACCAAAGC